Messenger RNA from Pundamilia nyererei, 1792 nucleotides. RefSeq names its product norrin cystine knot growth factor NDP (gene ndp). Gene Ontology annotation, molecular function: frizzled binding; cytokine activity. Bases 366 to 785 code for a protein of 139 amino acids. Lineage: Eukaryota; Metazoa; Chordata; Actinopteri; Cichliformes; Cichlidae. The transcript is spliced from 3 exons. The record is from RefSeq and is a predicted model, not a curated record. Gene Ontology annotation, biological process: positive regulation of DNA-templated transcription; Wnt signaling pathway; Norrin signaling pathway.
UGAGAGAGAGAGAGGUAGAAACAAGAGGAGAGAGGAGCUGGCUGGGAAACAACAGUUGAACAACAAAUCCAGUGUUGCAUGCAGCCUCUCCGGAUACCUCUGCUGUCUUUCUGCUGCCGGUCACUGAAGACUCUGAUGGAUUAAGGCAGCGGGGGAUGGAGCAGCCUGCCCAAGAAACCCUCCUACUACCUAAAGCUUGCUGAAUUUGAACCUACAGUGAGCUGACAGGAACAAAGCAGAGUCAAAGACAAUCUCCUUUUGUGCAGCCUUGUGACAGAACAGACUCUGUAAGGAGGAGGAAGAAAAGCAACUACGUUACACGUUGGACAUCCCGUGAGGAUCAAGAGCCUCAGGGUGGCCCGAUCAUGAAACCUUCCACCUCUGGUCUUCUGCUGGUUCUAAUGUGCUGCCCCCUCCUGGGCUUGGUCCAUUCUGCCAGCAGCAGCAACAAGGCCAGCGAUAACGGACACGCACACCUGGGAGAUGCUGACCCAGACCGCUGCAUGAGGCAUCACUUUGUGGAGACCAUCACACACCCAAUUUAUAAAUGCAACUCCAAGAUGGUGUUGCUGGCGCGCUGCGAGGGCCACUGCAGCCACACGACCCGCUCCGACCCCCUCAUCUCAUUCAGCUCAGUGCUCAAACAGCCCUUCAAGAGCACCUGCUCCUGCUGCCGGCCGCACACCUCCAAGCUGAAGGCGGUGAGGCUGCGCUGCACUGGCGGGACUCGCAUUACGGCCACUUACAGAUACAUCCUCGCCUGCAACUGCGAGGAGUGCAGCUGAGCAGACAGCAGUACCCUCCCAGACCCUCAAGACUCUCAAGAGCCGGCAGUUUUCUUGGCCACAGACCUUCCUCUCAAGCUGUCCAAAGCAUUUUGGUUGAUUAUUGGAUCAGAAAACGGCCCCAGAGAUACUGGUUGUUAACUUGUGAGUGAUAGUUUGGAGCAGUCAGAUCAGCCUCACGUGGGCCUUAAAAUUGACCUACAGCCCUUGGGACUCAGACAGAACAUACUAUACCCUUUCUAUUAUGUGCAUUCAAUCAGUACAAACAAUGCAAAGCAUAUUUCUUCAGCUCACAAGGCCAGACACCACAAACUGCAGCUCCCAGGAGCCCGCUGGAGACCCUCCUCGCUGCAGAGACACACUGCACUCAUUAUAAGCCUCCGUAAUUCAUAACACACACGCUCAAGAACCACAGAAUGAGAGCUCAUUGCAAAUAUCUGUAACAGCCUUCUCCCUGCUCCAUAAAAAAAGGGGAAAAAAAAAAAAAGAAGCGUUUGACGACUAAACAAAAUGCCUCGUUAAAAAGCAGCAUGGGAAAGGACAAGCGGGUCCGCGUGAGCCCUGACAUGUGCUGGAUCUACAGUGGAGCACCUGCGCCGUGCUUACUCACCCAGUAACAUUUUACACACUCCCUGCAGACUUUCAUCUAGCUGUGUAAAACAUGACUGAUGCUGACAGGAGAGCUCAUCGAAUGAACAGUAGAAAAAAAAAAAGAAGAAAAAAAAGAGUAGCGUAAGAGGAGCCCAGAGGAUGCAAGAAGACCACUGAUGAAGGUUUUAGCAGCCUCUGGGUCAGCGGCGUGGACUGUCAAUAGACUGCCAAGGGUAUCAGUGCUCAUUUAAAGUAUAACCUGUUCUACUUGGAUCUUUGUGAUGUUCAUGUUGACGUUAUUGUAACUGCCGCUACUAUCACGCCGGAUUGAUUAAACUUGCCGCUAUUGCCUGUAACGUAUUGUUAGUAAUGACAUGUCCUGUGUCCAACAUGAUGAAUACAGAACUUCACACUCA